AUGAAUAGUAUUCAAACGUCGUCUUUACAUUGGCUUGAAAUGUUUCCGGAUGAAAUUUUUCUUGAAAUCUUCAAAUAUGUAAAACCAAUCGAUCUUCAUAGUUUCAUAGGACACAAUCAACGAAUCAAUAAUAUUAUACGUGAUGUCAAAUUAAAUAUUAUCAUUGAAUUUCUUCACAAAGAAGACGAUUUAACUUAUCUAAUGAGUUUUCUUCCACAUCAAUUCAUUCAUUUAGAAUUAAAUAUUGCUUGGAAAGUAUUAGAUUUGCAUUCUUAUACGCGGUUACGUUCACUGAAAAUCAAUCAUUAUGGUCUUUCGAAAAGUGAACUCGAUCAUAUACUCACUGCUAAAUUGCCAUGUCUUGAGCAAUUUUCCAUUUGUAACCUUCCAUUUUUAGUCGAAAAUAAAUUUUUACAUGGUGUUCUUGACGACAAACAUUUUCCAUCACUUAAAAUGUGUCAAUUCUCUGGAAGUUAUUGUUACAUACUAAUACCUAACAAACAAUAUCAAUCAUUAAAUCUUACAAUUCGUACACUUGUCCUCAAUUUUCUAAAUCAAUCAGGAUUGAUUUCAUUACUCAAUAUUCUACCUAAUUUACGUCGAUUGGAAACAAGUUUUCCAGUAUCUAUUAGAGAAUCAGAAAAUUUCAACUUAAAUCACAUAUCACUUGAACAAUUACGAAUUGGUCUUGUAGAUCCAUCUAAUGAUCUCGAAAAAAUACUUCCAUAUAUACCUAAUCUAAAACAAUUGCGUGUCACAGGCAAAAUUAAUGAACAAUCGAUUUUAGAACAUUUUCAAAAAUUAACUAAAAUGUUUUGCAUGUAUACAUCUAAUCUAGAAAAAUUCGAUUGUGAAUUAUAUCAUUAUGGAUGCAAUAAACAAAUUGAUAUUUUUAUUAUUCAACAACUUCAUCCACUUUUCAAAAUGAUUCAAUGUCAUUCAGGAAAUAAUUUCGAGCAAUGUUACACGACUGAUCUAAUGGAAUUUCCAAUUUCGAAGCUGAUUACAUGUGAAUUUAGACCAAUUUCUUCAGACAUGCGAUCAAAAACAAAGCAUCUUGGAUAUUAUCCAGAAAUUAAUAAAUAUGAUAGCAUUCAGCAUCUUGACAAUGAUGGUGAUUGGGUUUGA
Molecule: messenger RNA, 1128 nt
Organism: Rotaria sordida
Lineage: Eukaryota; Metazoa; Rotifera; Eurotatoria; Philodinida; Philodinidae
Source: the annotation of a GenBank genome assembly